AAGUUUGUGUUUUCUCAUCAUCAUUGUCGGUUUUCUGCUGUUUCAUCUUACGGCUUUCGAUUAUUCCGAAAAUUAUCGUUGUUAAUCAAAAUAAUUUAUCAUUAAAUAGUGUGUUGUCGAAAGGAUGAGCUCAAUAGGAACAGGUUACGAUUUGUCCGCAUCGCAGUUUUCGCCAGACGGACGAGUAUUCCAGAUCGAGUAUGCUGGCAAAUCGGUGGAAAACAGCGGUACGGUGAUCGGUCUCCGCGGAAAGGAUGGUAUUGUGCUGGCGGUUGAAAAAUUGAUUACCAGCAAGCUGUACGAACCGGAAUCCGGAACACGGAUUUUCACCAUCGAUACCUCCAUCGGGAUGGCCAUCAGUGGCAUGAUUGCCGAUGGUCGGGCAAUUGUCGAUAUUGCACGACAGGAAGCAGGCAAUUACAGGCAACAGUACGACCGGCCAAUCCCACUGAAGCAACUGAACGACCGUUUGUCCAGCUAUUUCCAUGCCUACACUCUGUACAGUGCGGUGCGUCCGUUUGGAGUGAGCGUUAUACUGGCCUCGUGGACGGAGGAAACGGGACCGGAAAUGUACAUGAUCGAUCCGUCCGGUGUGGCUUGCGGAUAUUUCGGAUGCGCCAUUGGUAAGGCAAAGCAGACCGCAAAGACUGAAAUCGAAAAGCUGAAAAUGGCUGAUAUGACGGUCAAUGAUUUGAUUACCACCGCCGGAAAAAUAAUCUACCAAGUCCACGACGAGCUAAAGGACAAGGACUUUAAGCUGGAGCUUAGUUGGGUUUGCCAAGCAUCGAACGGUCGGCACCAGGUGGUACCGGAUGAGAUGUAUACUGCCGCCACCAGAGCAGGACAGGAAGCAGUCGACGAAGAUGACAGUGAUAACGAAAUUUAAAUUGGUUCUUCUUCUGGCUGCUGUUCUGCUGUGGGGGAAGUAAAAAAUUCUCUUUUUUGCUAAGUUACUUGAAGGAAAAGCUUGUAUCAGUAAUUUCAUAUGAUAAAAUAUAUUGAAAGGAA
Ochlerotatus camptorhynchus is the source of this 1008-nucleotide messenger RNA. It is a transcript of the gene Prosalpha7, whose product is annotated as proteasome alpha7 subunit. The transcript is spliced from 4 exons. Gene Ontology annotation, biological process: ubiquitin-dependent protein catabolic process; proteasomal protein catabolic process. Bases 125 to 886 code for a protein of 253 amino acids. Gene Ontology annotation, cellular component: proteasome core complex; nucleus; synapse. The record is from RefSeq and is a predicted model, not a curated record. NCBI's taxonomy places the organism in Eukaryota, Metazoa, Arthropoda, Insecta, Diptera, Culicidae.